AUGUCCAUAAAACUUACUAAAGGAAAGAAAAAGAAGGCCAAGAAUAUUAUUAGGGAGGAAAUUGGAUAUGAAUAUGCUUGUGGGGACAUGCUUGAACCAAGGGAAGCUGAUAUACCUGUCCUGUUUCUUGUCUUGGUUGUGCUUCCUCUGGUUGCUUACAUUUUGCUUGGGAAAUGGAGUGAGUCUGCAAAGAAGAGAGAGAGGAUAACUUUGCUUGCUCAACUGGCUGCUGAAGAAGCUCUUAGAGCAGAAGUAAUGUCUACCGCCUGUGUCAUUCCUCCUGUGUCUACUUCAAAGAAUGGAACUCAUGUUUGUGCUAGAUGCUUUAGUCCAUCUACAACCCGCUGCUCCAGAUGCAAGUCUGUUAGAUAUUGUUCUGGAAAGUGUCAGAUAAUUCAUUGGAGGCAAGUUCAUAAGGAAGAGUGCCAACUGUUGGAAACUACGAGUUCAUGCUCAUCUCCUAUGGCUACCUCAUAUGAUGAAUCCAUCCUCGAGAGGUUAUCAAUCAAUGAUGGCAUGGACUUAUUUUCCUUAGGGUAUAAUAGCAAGCAGCCUGCAAUGGAUAUUGGUACUUCAGAUAAUUAUGUCCAUCCUUUAACAAGCACUAGCGCUUCUGCUGCUCUGAAUCUUACUGCAACUGAUAGCUCUCAAGAGGCUAUCCUACACAGAAGAAGUGCAGACAAGCGACUUUUACACAAAUCUACCAUAGAAAUGUUAAGAAGACAUGAAGUGGCUGUAUUUGAUUCUUCUGAAGAAACCUCUGGAAGCAGGCCCACCAAUUUAACUUCUAGUAAUAUCUCCAAUGUUUCUGUUAAUGGGCAAGACACUUCUAGUACUAUGGAUGAGACUUGUAAGUAUCCAAAACGACAUCCAAACUUGUCCGACUCAAGAAGCAACUGUGGGUCCACAAGUUCAUUGAAUGCAGGAAAAUAUGGGACAAAUGCACGUGAAAUUGGACCAAAUUUAGUUUUUAGUGGAGGAGAUUUCUCUAAUGCCGAAGCUUCUUUUAAUGGUGAAAUGGCAGGAUCAAAAUGUUCUUCUGAAACACCAGUAAUGAAUGGAAAUAUGAAGGCUAAUAGUGCAUUGCAUCCCAUGGGUAACAAAUCUUCUAAAUCAUCGAAAUCAAAGAUGAAAGUCUCUGGAGACCAAUCAUAUUCUGAAAUAGAUGGAAAAGGACAACUUACAGAUGAUUCAAAAGUUGCAAGAAUGAGCAAUUCCAACCCUGCAUCAGGAAGCAAUGGGGUUACAAGCAUUGGUAUUAUGAAGAUGAUGGGCUUAAGGAAGUCGACAAAACUUGCUGGACAAGAUAUGGCAGAACUCAAUGCUAUUCACAAAAAAAUAAGGAUGCUGUUCCCUUAUGAAGAAUUUGUGAAGAUCUUCAAUUGCGAAGUUAUAAACUUAAAACCCAGAGGACUUGUAAAUUGUGGAAACAGUUGCUAUGCCAAUGCUGUCCUUCAAUGUUUAUCCUGUACUAAACCUCUGAUCAUCUUCUUGCUUCGUAGAUCACACUCACGAGCCUGUUGUGGGAAAGAUUGGUGUCUCAUGUGUGAACUUGAGCAACAUGUAAUGAUGUUAAGAGAAUGUGGGGGGCCUCUAUCUCCUAGUAGAAUCCUUCUGCAUAUGCGAAAAAUUAAUUGUCAGAUUGGCGAUGGAAGUCAGGAAGAUGCACAUGAGUUCUUAAGGCUUCUGAUUGCAUCAAUGCAAUCCAUAUGCUUGGAGAGACUGGGUGGUGAAGACAAGGUUGACCCCAGAUUGCAAGAAACAACUUUUAUACAGUAUACUUUUGGUGGGCGUCUUAGGUCAAAGGUCAAAUGUCUGAGAUGUCAUCAUGAGUCAGAACGAUAUGAGAAUAUUAUGGAUCUUACACUAGAGAUAUUUGGUUGGGUUGAGUCACUUGAAGAUGCGUUGACUCAGUUUACGACCCCUGAAGAAUUGGAUGGAGAAAACAUGUAUAGAUGUGGAAGGUGUGCUGCAUAUGUCCGAGCCAGGAAGCAGUUGAGCAUACAUGAGGCACCAAACAUCCUGACAAUUGUUUUGAAGAGAUUCCAGGAGGGAAAAUAUGGGAAAAUAAACAAAUGUAUCACUUUUCCUGACAUGCUGGAUAUGAUCCCAUUUAUGACUGGAACGGGUGAUGUCCCUCCUCUUUACAUGCUUUAUGCUGUUGUGGUACAUUUGGAUACACUGAAUGCCUCUUUUUCUGGACAUUACGUGGCAUAUGUAAAAGAUUUGCAAGGCAGCUGGUUCAGGAUUGAUGACACUGAGGUUCAUCCAGUAUCAAUGGGCCAGGUGAUGUUGGAAGGGGCAUACAUCUUAUUUUACAAGAGGUCCUGUCCUCACCCUCAAAAGGCAAUUUGCGAGAAAGCCAUCAGGCAACAACUUCCAGUAUCUUCAAGACACUGCACAUCAAGAACUCAGAAACCUUCAAGACAAGGACAGAGCAAAUGCAGCAGCCACUUUGUUGGCCAGGAGGCAUCAUUGGAUCCCAAACCAGAAAAGAGUUUUGGCCUGGUCAACUAUGCUAAUGGCAUUCCAAGGAAUGCAAGCAAAAAUAUCACACAGGUGAAGGAUUUCUCUGAUGCUACCUCAAGUGAUUGGUCCAUUUUUACAAGUUCAGACGAGGCUUCUUUUACAACUGAGAGCACCAGAGACUCUUUCAGUACUAUAGAUUAUACUGAUGCUUGCAAUGUAGAUGCUUUCUCCUCGAUUUUCAAUGAUUUCCGUGCUCCAGAAUCCUCUUAUCGGAAUACUCUUUGCCGUAGAACAUUUUCAAAUAGUAGGCCACAAACUAGGUUCAUCUUGGAGGAGAGGGGCUAUGUUUUGGAUUCAUACUCAUCAACCCAACCUCCAGAGCAUGGAAAGGAGAGAAUUCCAAACAGGUCUGUGGUUCAUCAACCAAAUUCAUUACGGACAGUUCAUGCACCAUGUCAGUAG
Dovyalis caffra is the source of this 2931-nucleotide messenger RNA. Lineage: Eukaryota; Viridiplantae; Streptophyta; Magnoliopsida; Malpighiales; Salicaceae. The record is from the annotation of a GenBank genome assembly.